Messenger RNA from Cryphonectria parasitica EP155, 3706 nucleotides. RefSeq lists its product as uncharacterized. The coding region runs from base 1 to 3534 and encodes 1177 amino acids. Gene Ontology annotation, molecular function: structural constituent of nuclear pore. Lineage: Eukaryota; Fungi; Ascomycota; Sordariomycetes; Diaporthales; Cryphonectriaceae. The record is from RefSeq and is a predicted model, not a curated record. The transcript is spliced from 3 exons. Gene Ontology annotation, cellular component: nuclear pore.
AUGGAUGUCGAUCCGCGGAUCGCCCACAAGGAGACUCGAGUCAAUCUUGAGCCGGCCUCUGCUGCCUCUCUCGUCCACAUCCGCCUCCCGUCCCCUACCACUGGCAGAUCAAGGGACCGCCGCCUGAACGGGGCAGAUAAGUAUGGCGACGAGGAGAGGUUGUACCGCUCUAAGAACCUGGCCACCGCUGCCUCUAUCUACCACAGAAAACACCACCAGUUCCCCCGCUCCUUCCUGUGGAGGGUACUCGAGGACGACUACGUCCUGAACCUCCGCGCUGCCGACAUCUGCAAGACAGCCAACGCCGACGAUGCCAACCUCAUCCUCCACCUGCGCUUUCCUAACCCUAUACGGCCCUCGUGUGUCGCGCUCGCCGACGCCCCAGAGCACGACGCCCUCAGCGUCUUCGUUCUUGACCAGAGCAAUUAUCUCUACACCGUUACCCUGCGGCCCGACCACUUUCGCAAGCCAUCAGCGACCGAGAAUGGCCUCGGCGAUGCCUGCAAGGCUCACCUCGCCGGCACCUUCAGUUUCAAGCACCCGCAUCGCCUCGUCGCUGUAAGCGCAUACCAGGUUAUAGUCACCUUUCACGAUGGAGGCAUCAUCAGAUUUGACAGGAGCAAGUCCCAUGACGCCGCUGGUCAUAUGUGGAAAGAAACAAACUUUAGUGCACAGGGUUGGGCCAAGGGCCUCCGAAGUCUCGUCCCUUUCUCAUUUCAGGGGGGCCAGACUGUCAGGCACGGCAAGGCAAACAUGGAGCUGACCGCGGCCACUUCGGUGGCGUCUGACUCUCUCGGGGUCGAAGGUGCCGAUUUCCUCUUCACCGUUUGCCUUGACCAUCGUCUGCGGAUCUGGAACGUGCGGACUGGCGCCAUCCUGUACACGGCAGAUAUGUUGGGCGUGGAGCGCAAUCCGCAGGAGCUGGGCAAGUGGAUCAUCGAUCCGGUACGGGACAACCUGGUCCGCAUCGUCGGACGGGUCGAAGGCAGGCGGACGCUGGUGGCAUACUCUCCGGUCGAGAACGAGUUCAAGUUCUGGAAGGUCGAGGCCAAGGACGACAGUACCAUAUACGUCCACGAUAUGUUCCCAGAUCAGCACCUUAUCCCGCCCGCCCCAUCCUCUGGAGACGUCUGGACAUUGGCCGAUUUUGGCGUGGCCCAGCCCACGGGCGCCACCAUUCAUCUGUGGGUGCUGUGGAAGAACAACCUGGCCUACAGAGCCCAGAGGGUAGAACUGAGCUCCUCGAAGCCCUCAGAUACGGCGGCCGAGUGGGACAGUAGCAAGUGGUCAAGCGUCGAGAUAGACAAUGUCGCUACACAUGUAGACGCUGCAAGCUCCGGAGAUCCGACUGACUCGACCGAGAAGUGGCUCCAGGCCAUCUUCUAUCCUGGAAGGUUCUCCAAGGCGACACUGGAGGCGGCGCUCGCCAUGUAUGAGCGUGGUCUAGGAUCCAAAGAGACUUCUGCCAGGAACGGCAGGGGCUUGGUGGAAUCCAUCUGCUCCGUGCUCGGCUCUACAGUCACCCUCGGCAAGCUCUCUGCUGGAGAGAUGGAUCACGAGCAGUUCAGAGCCCACGGUGAGGUCCAGUGGCGCCGGUUCCACCGGCUCAUCAUGGAGCUGGAUAAACAGAGAGGGGAGGCGCUCUCUCUGGCCCUCGACCACAACUCGGGCGUGGCCUGGGUCCUGUGUGCUGAUCUCGUCGCCAUCAUGCACCGAUGCUCAGACCUGGAACAGAUUUAUUACAACCCGCAUACAGACGAGGACGAUGCAGACAAUGUUACGUCUCUGAUUACUGCCGGCCUCGGGCUGGUCGAGAACUUCUCGGACACUAUCAUGCAGCAGAGCAGUGUUGCUCUGCGGGUAGAGCUGUUUGAGGAACCGGCAAAGACAGACAUGGAGCGGAUACAACGCUUCUUCGACGAGUCUGGGUGCUGGCGAGGCAUCUCGGAAGAGGAUGCAGCCCAGGUCAUCCAGACACUAGGAAGCGACUUCAGAAUCGUCACGCCAGCCCUGUAUCAAGGGCUGAUCGAGCUGUUCGAGACGGACGAGGAUGCUGGUGGAUCAGAGGAUCCGCACCCCCUGACUGAAUUCGGAAGGAAACUCGUUGUGAAGUUGGUGCAAGAGACUGCGGCCAUGCAGUGGCAGGUCUUGCUGAGCCAGCUUCUUCUUCUGGUGCACAUGGAAUAUGAAUAUGAUGAGGACAACGAGGACAGCGCGCUCCAUGCAAGAUUCGACAUCGGACAAGUCUAUCGCCAGAUCAUCGAGGCUCUUCGAAGGCUCGAAUUAGUGAGGUGGCUGGUCAAGACACAGAUCACCGUCCCGCUUCUCAAGUCUGAGCGCUCGUCAGGAUCGUCGCCCAACGCUUCGAAACGACCCGAAGAGACGCGAACCAUCACUGCUUUUGAGGCGUUCAUCAGCCACCUGCUGGGCCUGGAGGAUGUGGAUGGAGAGCCCUUGGCGUCGAGUCUGACUGACGUGGUCAUCGACGUUUGUGCACCCAACAGUAGCAUCGAGCUGUCCCCGGUACUGAUCCAGUGUUCACUGCUCAAAAGGGACCAGCCACACUUGGCAUUGGAGCUCAGUCCGUUCUGUAACCAAGAUCCAUUUUCGGUAUAUAUUCAGGGACGCGUGUUUUUGUCUUUGAAAGACUACACCUCGGCUGCUGGCUAUUUCAAGAAAGCAGCAGUUGGCAUGAGUGUUCCAAUGAAGAACGCCGACCUUCGUACGGGCGGCCUACUUGACGAGAUGGAGAAGAGACUACUCAACAGUGGUCCUGCUAAUUACUAUGCCCACAUCGUCUCCCUGUACGAUCGUCACAAGGCUUUUUCCUACGUCAUUGAUUUUGCCCGGCUUUCACUCCAGUUCGCCCGUGCCGACGAUGCCUUGAUUAUGAGAAGGGAGAUGUCCAGCCGGCUUUUCGCUGCCUCGACAUCUAUCUCCCGCUUUGAGAUGGCCCAUGCGACCCUCCUCUCGAUGGAAGACAGGGCACUAAAACACUCUUGCCUGAAGAGGCUCGUGGAGAGGAUGUGUGAGACGAGCCAGACAGCAGAGCUCAUCGCGCUGCCCUUCUCAGGACUCCAGGAGGAGGUUGAUGAUAUACUGUUCCAAAGGUGCAAGAGCACAAAGGAAGUGGUCCGCGGGACACCCUAUCACAAGAUCCUUUACGCGUGGCGCAUCACGCACAACGACUACCGAGGCGCCGCGGCGGUACUGCAUGACAGGCUGCAGAAGCUACGGCAGGCCGGCGACGGGGACAACCUCUCCGGGGGGGACGUGCUGGAUACAUCUGUCACGAAGCAAUUCCUGAUGCUCAUCAACGCGCUGAGCUGUGUUGAUCCGAAGCAGGCAUGGAUCACCAUCGAGGAGGCGUCCGAAAGCGGCGGCGUGCCAGGGAAGGCCGCCAAGAGGAGGGUAGUCACGCUGGCAGAGCUGAGGAGGCAAUACCAGGCCGAGCUGGAUCGGAUUGCCGCUAUACAAAAUAAUCAGUUCGGGCUGGCGGCGGAGGACGAUGAUGCGAUGGUCCUCGACCAGUAAGGAGCAGAGGAGUCUUGAGAGAGGCACAGACGGCCCCAAUGUUUUUGUACGAGUCACGGACCAAGAUACUCUUGCGCCUUGGAUGAUGAUACCACUUUGAGAUGAAAGGCAGAUAGGACAUUGAAAAAUUGGUGGAAAAAAAAUAUAUAGGGUUCCAGUGGCCCUGAUUCAU